UAUACUAAAAUCUAACAAUCGUACAAGUUCAAUUUCCGUAAUAUUCUAGUUGACUAUACUCAUUAUGUCGAUUAUUUAUUUAAUAAUAUUUUUUUCGAUGAACAGAAAGAAAAAUAAUUGAAUGAUACAUCGUUCAUUGAUCUUUGUAAAAAAAAGGAGAGCCUGCCGUUUGAUUCGUUACCAGUCGAAUUGAUUGAUCGAAGUCUCGAUAGUUUUGAGUCCAGACAGGUCUCCUGGUCAUUUCACAGUGCCUACAAAAGAUUUAACUCUAUCGUCAAUACACAUCUUUCAUACACCGUAAGCGUUUUAAUGAAUUAUUAGUUUGAAGAAGACAAACGGUUCCUAUAGAAAUAUUUCACAACUAGUGGUGAUUGAUCGUCCGCAUUUUAUUUUGACUGUCAUGUUCUGCAAUAAGCUCAAUCUAUCUUGAGAAAAAUCUGCUACUGAACACAUUCAGAUUUAUUGUUCUUCUAUAAACGUAAACAAUUGACACGUUAAAACUCGGAUUCAAUGGAAUCAAAGAUGCUCGCGCACAACAUCUUGCUGUUUUCUUACAGAAUGAUACAAUUAUUCUCAUUUCACAUUUUAUCUCUUAUCUCUCUUUUCAUACAUAUGGCAUACUAACAGAGUCAUUUUGAUCUUGUUCUUCUUUCUCAAUAACACUUUUCCCUACAUACACAUAGACACUCACCGAACUCAAUCUUCAGAGAAAUGCUAUUGAUGUUAUCGACACACAAGCACUUUGCUGCAGCUUUAUAAACGAAUUUGGUGAUUCGGACCAUUAUUAUUGUCGCCCCUCUAUUGUAGUUUCCUAUACAAUAAAUAAUCGCAACAUUACAUCUUCAAUUUAAUGAAGCCAGAAAUGCAGUAAUUCGUUUUUGACGAUUCCAUGUCUUCUGACUUUUUAUUCUGCUUCAUUUGUCGACACUGAAAACAUUGAUACUUGGAAGUAAUCAAAUCGAAGAUAUUGGUGCUCAGUUGUUUGCCUAUGGAUUGCUAAACAACGCAGUAGUUCGAAUUUUCUUUUCAUCUCUCUCAUUUUUUUCUUUUUGUUGUUACAGAAUAGACACUCAUUAUAUUAGAUCUUGAUUACUGUGGAAGCGGAUCUAUUGACGUAGUAGAUCUUGUUGAUGCAUUACAAAAGAAUACAGUACUUCCCAUUGUUUCUGUGAGCAGCACAUCGCUUUUCGCUAUGUAAAUACUCAUCAAGUUGAACCUUUCUCGAAAUCCUAUUUUAAAUGAAUAUGCAAAGCUAGUGAAACCGCAGAGUAGUAUAGGAGAAAAUCUUGAUUCUGUACAGACUGCUUUGGUUUAUGUGAAAUUGUAUUUAUUUUCAAACUUGAAGUGCUUUGAGACUUGUUUUACGUUUGAUGAAUUCAAAUCUACACAGGAGUAGUGAAAACAAAAGCAUUUUAUCUUUCGUUUGUAAUGAAAAACAAAUUUAGAACGGACGAAACACUUCAACAUUCAUUCUUUUUUGUUUCGUACCGCAAAUACAGCGUAACUUACAAUUAUCGAAUUUCAUUCUGAUAAGACGAAUAUUCAAAAUGACGAAUUACAAUCCAAUCGAUGUGAUCAACAAAGAAAUCGGUUCUGAAGAAUGUCGACGAUUGCUCGCGAAAGUCGACAAAAUGCGAGAAAUCCUGCGACAGGAGAAAUUUUCUCUGCCGCAAAUCGUCGUCGUUGGUGAACAAUCAGUAGAUUUAUUUCAUUAA
Messenger RNA from Adineta ricciae, 1715 nucleotides. The record is from the annotation of a GenBank genome assembly. NCBI's taxonomy places the organism in Eukaryota, Metazoa, Rotifera, Eurotatoria, Adinetida, Adinetidae.